Messenger RNA from Babesia bovis T2Bo, 348 nucleotides. RefSeq lists its product as uncharacterized. The transcript is spliced from 5 exons. The record is from RefSeq and is a predicted model, not a curated record. The coding region runs from base 3 to 341 and encodes 112 amino acids. NCBI's taxonomy places the organism in Eukaryota, Apicomplexa, Aconoidasida, Piroplasmida, Babesiidae.
UCAUGGACGACAAGGAAACUGAACAAACCCACUCAGGGGUGGGAAUUGACACCUCUAAUGAGGAUGAGGUCCCAGAUAGUGGCGAAGAAGACAACAUGGAGCAGCUUAUGGGCUCGCUCAUGAAGGGCAUGGCAAAAGCUUUCUCAACGGCAACUGCAAAUAAAGACAGAGGUGUUACUACAGUACCACAGAUAGAGGAAGCAACGGUGACGCAACAGAAAACUACGGGAGUCGCCAUUCGCGUACUUCCAAACGAGGCGUCAACUGUUGAAGAAAGACGAUAUGAAAAGAUAGCCAAAAAUGGAGUGAUUCGCUUAUUCGAACUACUUAAUCAAUCGUGAAUCACGG